Cuscuta campestris is the source of this 1685-nucleotide messenger RNA. NCBI's taxonomy places the organism in Eukaryota, Viridiplantae, Streptophyta, Magnoliopsida, Solanales, Convolvulaceae. The record is from the annotation of a GenBank genome assembly.
AAUGAAUUGUCCUAAUCCAUUUUCUUUUCUUCGAUAUAGAUUCCAUUGCUUUUCUUCGAUUGAUUAAACAUGGGAGACGAAUUGAUCUCUUCCUCGACUCGAAGUUCAAUUGACGUUCAGAGCGAGCUGUACAUUCAUCAAUCAGAUUCACCUAAUUUUCUUCUAGCCUCUCAGAAACUGAACGGAGAAAACUUUCCGCAGUGGAAGCGUUCGGCUGAAAUUGCUCUAAGUGCACGAAACAAAUUAGGUUUUGUCACUAGAACCCGUAGGACUCCAGAUUUGGGUUCUCCCUUGCUCUCUCAAUGGAAUCGAUGUAAUAAUCUGGUAAUCUCUUGGAUUUUACACUCUGUUGAACCUGGAAUUGCAAAUAGUGUUUUGUAUUGUGAUACGGCUCAGGAAAUAUGGGAAGAUCUGUCUGAAAGGUUCAGCCACAGUGACGCUCCAAGAAUGUUUCAGUUGCACAAAGAUAUCGUGACACUUGUUCAGGGUACAGAUUCCGUGGCAGAGUAUUUCACAAAGCUGAAAGGUCUUUAGGACAGUUACUUUACUAUGGUGUCCUUGCCAAAUUGCAAAUGUGUGUCAGGUAACAGUUAUAUCAAGUUGCUUCAGCAGCAACAGUUGAUGCUGUUUCUCUUUGGUCUUAAUGACUCUUUUAAGACUGCGAGAGGUAAUAUCUUGAUGAUGACACCAUUACCAAGAUUGAAUCAAGCUUAUAAGUUGAUAACACAAGAUGAAGGUCACAAGGAUUGCAGCACCAGAACACCUUUGGUUUCAGAAUCCAGUGCUCUAGCUUCUGUUCAACAUAUCAAACCUGUGUUUGGAACCACUCCAAGUGGAAAGAAAUCCAAAUUUUUCUGUCAACACUGCAAGAUAUAUGGGCAUACAAUUGAUAGAUGUUUUAAGAUUCAUGGUUACCCCAAAAACAGCAAAGGAAAUAACAGUUUCAAUCAAAGCAAGAGAGUGGCUGGCAAUGCUUUCUCUGAAGAAUGUACUGAAACAGAAACUAUCACUUCCAACAACUCAAGUGUACAUUUUUGAGCAUCUAAACACUGACCAGCACAUGUCUCUGACUUCCUCUCAAUAUAAUCAACUAAUUGCUAUGCUGAAUAAAGAGACUUUUCAUGAUGCUGGAGACAAAUCUGUGCCUGGUUUUCUCUCUGCUAACAUGGCUUGCAAUGAUCAUUUGGCAAGUAUUGCUUCUUGUUUCCUUUCUUCUUGCAAUAAAAUUCAGUGGAUCAUUGAUAGUGGAGCCUCAGACCAUAUAACCCCUCACUUAACCAGUUUCUCCACUUACAAACCCAUCAACAAAUCUUGUUUCAUCACUAUUCCUAAUGGGCAGAAAGCUAGUGUUCUCCAUAUUGGAAAUGUAAUUCUGCAAAAUGGCAUUGAAUUGCUUGAUGUUUUACAUGUUCCAGAUUUUCAUUACAACUUACUAUCUGUGCAAAAACUUGUUUCCCAUUAUUUUGUUCCCUUGUCUUUCAUACAACUCAUUGUGUUGUCCAGGAUCCUGUAAAGAGGACUUCUAUGCUGGUUGGUAAAGAGAGUGCUGGCUUGUACUUUGUGGAUCAACACUCUCCUCCAACUGCUCAUGCUUCUUUCAUUUCUCCUUUCGUUAGUCUCUCAAAAACUGAGUUGUGGCAUUGUAGGUUGGGACAUUUACCUUUCAAUAGAAUAAAGUGCAUUGA